Messenger RNA from Piliocolobus tephrosceles (Ugandan red Colobus), 6857 nucleotides. RefSeq names its product cadherin EGF LAG seven-pass G-type receptor 2. The annotation marks the transcript as partial. The transcript is spliced from 33 exons. Gene Ontology annotation, cellular component: membrane. The record is from RefSeq and is a predicted model, not a curated record. NCBI's taxonomy places the organism in Eukaryota, Metazoa, Chordata, Mammalia, Primates, Cercopithecidae. Gene Ontology annotation, biological process: G protein-coupled receptor signaling pathway; cell-cell adhesion; cell surface receptor signaling pathway. Gene Ontology annotation, molecular function: G protein-coupled receptor activity; calcium ion binding.
CCACCGGACCACGUGGUGGUCUUCAACGUCCAGCGGGACACGGACGCCCCCGGGGGCCACAUCCUCAACGUGAGCCUGUCGGUGGGCCAGCCGCCGGGGCCCGGGGGCGGGCCGCCCUUCCUGCCCUCCGAGGACCUGCAGGAGCGCCUGUACCUUAACCGCAGCUUGCUGACGGCCAUCUCAGCGCAGCGCGUGCUGCCCUUCGACGACAACAUCUGCCUGCGGGAGCCCUGCGAGAACUACAUGCGCUGUGUGUCGGUGCUGCGCUUCGACUCCUCUGCGCCCUUUAUCGCCUCCUCCUCCGUGCUCUUCCGGCCCAUCCACCCCGUCGGGGGUGUGCGCUGCCGCUGCCCGCCCGGCUUCACGGGUGACUACUGCGAGACCGAGGUGGACCUCUGCUACUCGCGGCCCUGUGGCCCCCACGGGCGGUGCCGCAGCCGCGAGGGCGGCUACACGUGCCUCUGUCGUGAUGGCUACACGGGUGAGCACUGUGAGGUGAGUGCUCGCUCAGGCCGUUGCACCCCGGGUGUCUGCAAGAACGGGGGCACCUGUGUCAACCUGCUGGUGGGCGGUUUCAAAUGUGAUUGCCCAUCUGGAGACUUCGAGAAGCCCUACUGCCAGGUGACCACGCGCAGCUUCCCUGCCCGCUCCUUCAUCACCUUUCGUGGCCUGCGCCAGCGUUUCCACUUCACCCUGGCCCUCUCGUUUGCCACAAAGGAGCGGGACGGGUUGCUGUUGUACAAUGGGCGUUUUAAUGAGAAGCAUGACUUUGUGGCCCUCGAGGUGAUCCAGGAGCAGGUCCAGCUCACCUUCUCUGCAGGGGAGUCAACCACCACGGUGUCCCCAUUCGUGCCCGGAGGAGUCAGUGAUGGCCAGUGGCAUACGGUGCAGCUGAAAUACUACAAUAAGCCACUGUUGGGUCAGACAGGGCUCCCGCAGGGCCCAUCAGAGCAGAAGGUGGCCGUGGUGACCGUGGAUGGCUGUGACACGGGGGUGGCCUUGCGCUUCGGAUCUGUCCUGGGCAACUACUCCUGUGCUGCCCAGGGCACCCAGGGUGGCAGCAAGAAGUCUCUGGAUCUGACGGGGCCCCUGCUACUAGGCGGAGUGCCCGACCUGCCUGAGAGCUUCCCAGUCCGAAUGCGGCACUUCGUGGGCUGCAUGCGGAACCUGCAGGUGGACAGCCGGCACAUAGACAUGGCUGACUUCAUUGCCAACAAUGGCACUGUGCCUGGCUGCCCUGCCAAGAAGAACGUGUGUGACAGCAACACUUGCCACAAUGGGGGCACCUGCGUGAACCAGUGGGACGCGUUCAGCUGCGAGUGCCCCCUGGGCUUCGGGGGCAAGAGCUGCGCCCAGGAAAUGGCCAAUCCACAGCACUUCCUGGGCAGCAGCCUGGUGGCCUGGCAUGGCCUCUCGCUGCCCAUCUCCCAACCCUGGCACCUCAACCUCAUGUUCCGCACUCGCCAGGCCGACGGUGUCCUGCUGCAGGCCGUCACCAGGGGGCGCAGCACCAUCACCCUACAGCUACGGGAGGGCCACGUGGUGCUGAGCGUAGAGGGCACAGGGCUCCAGGCCUCCUCUCUCCGUCUGGAGCCAGGUCGGGCCAAUGACGGUGACUGGCACCAUGCACAGCUGGCACUGGGAGCCAGUGGGGGGCCCGGCCAUGCCAUUCUGUCCUUCGAUUAUGGGCAGCAGAGAGCAGAGGGCAACCUGGGCCCCCGGCUGCAUGGUCUGCACCUGAGCAACAUAACAGUGGGCGGAGUACCUGGGCCAGCCGGCGGUGUGGCCCGUGGCUUUCGGGGCUGUUUGCAGGGUGUGCGGGUGAGCGAUACGCCGGAGGGGGUUAACAGCCUGGAUCCCAGCCGUGGGGAGAGCAUCAACGUUGAGCAAGGCUGUAGCCUGCCUGACCCUUGUGACUCAAACCCGUGUCCUGCCAACAGCUAUUGCAGCAAUGACUGGGACAGCUAUUCCUGCAGCUGUGAUCCGGGUUACUAUGGUGACAACUGUACUAAUGCGUGUGACCUGAACCCGUGUGAGCACCAGUCCGUGUGUACCCGCAAGCCCAGUGCCCCCCAUGGCUAUACCUGCGAGUGUCCCCCAAAUUACCUUGGGCCAUACUGUGAGACCAGAAUUGACCAGCCUUGUCCCCGUGGCUGGUGGGGACAUCCCACAUGUGGCCCAUGCAACUGUGAUGUCAGCAAAGGCUUUGACCCAGACUGCAACAAGACAAGCGGCGAGUGCCACUGCAAGGAGAACCACUACCGGCCCCCAGGCAGCCCCACCUGCCUCUUGUGUGACUGCUACCCCACAGGCUCCUUGUCCAGAGUCUGUGACCCUGAGGACGGCCAGUGUCCAUGCAAGCCAGGUGUCAUCGGGCGUCAGUGUGACCGCUGUGACAACCCUUUUGCUGAGGUCACCACCAAUGGCUGUGAAGUGAAUUAUGACAGCUGCCCACGAGCAAUUGAAGCUGGGAUCUGGUGGCCCCGUACCCGCUUCGGGCUGCCCGCUGCUGCUCCCUGUCCCAAAGGCUCCUUUGGGACUGCUGUGCGCCACUGUGAUGAGCACAGGGGGUGGCUCCCCCCAAACCUCUUCAACUGCACGUCCGUCACCUUCUCAGAACUGAAGGGCUUCGCCGAGCGGCUACAGCGGAAUGAGUCAGGCCUAGACUCAGGGCGCUCCCAGCGGCUGGCCCUGCUCCUGCGCAAUGCCACGCAGCACACAGUUGGCUACUUCGGCAGCGACGUCAAGGUGGCCUACCAGCUGGCCACACGGCUGCUGGCCCACGAGAGCGCCCAGCGGGGCUUCGGGCUGUCUGCCACGCAGGACGUGCACUUCACUGAGAAUCUGCUGCGGGUGGGCAGCGCCCUCCUGGAUGCAGCCAACAAGCGGCACUGGGAGCUGAUCCAGCAGACAGAGGGUGGCACCGCCUGGCUGCUCCAGCACUAUGAGGCCUAUGCCAGCGCCCUGGCCCAGAACAUGCGGCACACCUACCUAAGCCCCUUCACCAUCGUCACACCCAACAUUGUCAUCUCUGUAGUGCGCUUGGACAAGGGGAACUUUGCUGGGGCCAAGCUGCCCCGCUAUGAGGCCCUGCGUGGGGAGCAGCCCCCGGAUCUUGAGACAACAGUCAUUCUGCCGGAGUCUGUCUUCAGAGAGACGCCCCCCGUGGUCAGGCCCGCAGGCCCCGGAGAGGCCCAGGAGCCAGAGGAGCUAGCACGGCGACAGCGACGGCACCCGGAGCUGAGCCAGGGUGAGGCUGUGGCCAGCGUCAUCAUCUACCGCACCCUGGCCGGGCUCCUGCCCCAUAACUAUGACCCUGACAAGCGCAGCCUGAGAGUCCCCAAACGCCCGAUCAUCAACACGCCUGUGGUGAGCAUCAGUGUCCAUGACGAUGAGGAGCUUCUGCCCCGGGCCCUGGACAAGCCCAUCACGGUGCAGUUCCGCCUACUGGAGACAGAGGAGCGAACCAAGCCCAUCUGUGUCUUCUGGAACCACUCGAUCCUGGUCAGUGGCACAGGUGGUUGGUCGGCCAGAGGCUGUGAAGUCGUCUUCCGCAACGAGAGCCAUGUCAGCUGCCAGUGCAACCACAUGACGAGCUUCGCUGUGCUCAUGGAUGUGUCUCGGCGGGAGAAUGGGGAGAUCCUGCCACUGAAGACACUGACAUAUGUGGCUCUAGGUGUCACCUUGGCUGCCCUUCUGCUCACCUUCUUCUUCCUCACUCUCUUGCGUAUCCUGCGCUCCAACCAACACGGCAUCCGACGGAACCUGACAGCCGCCCUGGGCCUGGCUCAGCUGGUCUUCCUCCUGGGAAUCAACCAGGCUGACCUCCCUUUUGCCUGCACAGUCAUUGCCAUCCUGCUGCACUUCCUGUACCUCUGCACCUUUUCCUGGGCUCUGCUGGAGGCCUUGCACCUGUACCGGGCACUCACUGAGGUGCGCGACGUCAACGCCGGCCCCAUGCGCUUCUACUACAUGCUAGGCUGGGGUGUGCCUGCCUUCAUCACAGGGCUAGCCGUGGGCCUGGACCCCGAGGGCUAUGGGAAUCCUGACUUCUGCUGGCUCUCCAUCUACGACACGCUCAUCUGGAGUUUUGCUGGCCCAGUGGCCUUUGCGGUCUCGAUGAGUGUCUUCCUGUACAUCCUGGCGGCCCGGGCCUCCUGUGCUGCCCAGCGGCAGGGCUUUGAGAAGAAAGGUCCUGUCUCGGGUCUGCAGCCCUCCUUCGCCGUCCUCCUGCUGCUGAGUGCCACGUGGCUGCUGGCACUGCUCUCUGUCAACAGCGACACCCUCCUCUUCCACUACCUCUUUGCUGCCUGCAAUUGCAUCCAGGGCCCCUUCAUCUUCCUCUCCUAUGUGGUGCUUAGCAAGGAGGUCCGGAAAGCACUCAAGCUUGCCUGCAGCCGCAAGCCCAGCCCUGACCCUGCUCUGACCACCAAGUCCACCCUGACCUCGUCCUACAACUGCCCCAGCCCUUACACAGACGGGCGACUGUACCAGCCCUACGGAGACUCGGCCGGCUCUCUGCACAGCGCCAGCCGCUCGGGCAAGAGUCAGCCCAGCUACAUCCCCUUCUUGCUGAGGGAGGAGUCCACACUGAACCCUGGCCAAGGGCCCCCUGGCCUGGGGGAUCCAGGCAGCCUGUUCCUGGAAGGUCAAGACCAGCAGCAUGAUCCCGACACAGACUCCGACAGUGACCUGUCCUUAGAAGAUGACCAGAGUGGCUCCUAUGCCUCUACCCACUCAUCAGACAGUGAGGAGGAAGAAGAGGAGGAGGAAGAGGAGGCUGCCUUCCCUGGAGAGCAGGGCUGGGAUAGCCUGCUGGGGCCUGGAGCCGAGAGACUGCCCCUGCACAGUACCCCCAAGGAUGGGGCCCCAGGGCCUGGGAAGGCCCCCUGGCCAGGAGACUUUGGGACCACAGCAAAGGAGAGUAGUGGCAAUGGGGCCCCUGAGGAGCGGCUGCGGGAGAAUGGAGAUGCCCUGUCUCGAGAGGGGUCCCUAGGCCCCCUUCCAGGCUCUUCUGCCCAGCCUCACAAAGGCAUCCUUAAGAAGAAGUGUCUGCCCACCAUCAGUGAGAAGAGCAGCCUCCUGCGGCUCCCCCUGGAGCAGUGCACUGGGUCUUCCCGGGGCUCCUCUGCCAGUGAGGGCAGCCGGGGCGGCCCCCCUCCCCGCCCACCGCCCCGGCAGAGCCUCCAGGAGCAGCUGAAUGGGGUCAUGCCCAUCGCCAUGAGCAUCAAGGCAGGCACGGUGGAUGAGGAUUCAUCAGGCUCCGACAGCGACGAAACGUCCAUCUGAGGAGCCUGGGCCUUGCCAGGAGGGGUACCCACCCCACCUAAGGCCACCUAGUGCCAACUCCCCCCCUACCAUUCCCCUCACUGCACUUUGGACCCCUGGGGCCAACAUCUCCAAGACAAAGUUUUUCAGAAAAGAGGAAAAAAAGAAUUUAAAAAAGGAUCUCCACUCUUCAUGACUUCAGGGAUUCAUUUUUUUUAUACGCUGGAAAUUGACUCCCCUUUCCCUUCCCAAAGAGGAUAGGACCUCCCAGGAUGCUUCCCAGCCUCCCCUCAGUUUCCCAUCUGCUGUGCCUCUGGGAGGAGAGGGAUUCCUGGGGGGCCUGCCCCUCAUUCGCCAUCACCAAAAGGAAAGGACAAAGCCACAUGCACCCAGGGCGUCACACCCUUCGGGCUGCACCCGGGCAGGCCUCAGAACAGUGAGGGGCCGGGGCAAAGGGUGCGCCUCGCCCUGCCCGCGCUGCCUCUCCCAGGAACUGGAAAAGCCCUGUCUGGCGAGGGGGCAGAAGGACUCAGUGCCCCCGGACCCCCAAAUGCUGCAUGAACACAUUUUCAGGGGAGCCUGUGCCCCCAGGCGGGGGUCGGGCAGCCCCAGCCCCUCUCCUUUUCCUGGACUCUGGCCGUGCACGGCAGCCCAGGUGUUUGCUCAGUUGCUGACCCAAAAGUGCUUCAUUUUUCCUGCCCGCCCCGCACCUGGGGCAGGCCAGUCAUGUGUUAAGUUGCGCUUCUUUGCUGUGGUGUGGGUGGGGGAGGAAGAGUAAACACAGUGCUGGCUCGGCUGCCCGGAGGGUGCUCAAGCACAGGUUUCAAGUCUGGGUCCUGGUGUCCACUCACCCACCCGCCCCCAAUAUCAGACAAAUGCUACUUUGUCUAACCUGCUGUGGCCUCUGAGACAUGUUCUAUUUUUAACCCCUUCUUGGAAUUGGCUCUCUUCUUCAAAGGACUGGGUCCUGUUCCUGUUUCUCCCCGACUCCACCCCAACUCCCUGUGAAGAGAGAGUUAAUAUAUUUGUUUUAUUUAUUUGCUUUGUGUGUUGGGAUGGGUUCGUGUCCAGUCCCGGGGGUCUGAUAUGGCCAUCACAGGCUGGGUGUGUUCCCAGCAGCCCUGGCUUGGGGGCUCGAUGCCCUUCCCCUUGCCCCAGGCCGCCGUCUCCCCACCUCUCCUCCCCUCUCCUCAGUUUUGCCGACUGCUUUUCAUCUGAGUCACCAUUUACUCCAAGCAUGUAUUCCAGACUUGUCACUGACUUUCCUUCUGGAGCAGGUGGCUAGAAAAAGAGGCUGUGGGCAGGAAAGAAAGGCUCCUGUUUCUCGUUUGUGAGGCCGGCCUCUGGCUUUUCUGCCAUGGAUUCUCCCCCUGUCUUCUCCCCUCAGCAAUUCCUGCAAAGGGUUAAAAAUUUAACUGGUUUUUACUACUGAUGACUUGAUUUGAAAAAAAUACAAAGAUGCUGGAUGCUAACUUGAUACUAACCAUCAGAUUGUACAGUUCGGUUGUUGCUGUAAAUAUGGUAGUGUUUUGUUGUUGUUGUUUUUUCAUGCCCCAUACUACUGAAUAAACUAGUUCUGUGCGGGUACA